AUGAAACAUAAAAUCAUUGUACACGCUGCAUAUUGUACGAAUGACAAUGAUGCGGAAUUGUUACCAAUUACUUUAAACGAUGAACGCAUGCGUUAUCAAUAUGAUCUGAUUGGUAAAGAUCAAUUGAAACACGAACGUGUUGAUAAACAGAAAGCUAUUGCUGAGCUCAAUUCAAUUAUUUUUGAUACGAAUAAACUUAAUAUUUUUCAACCAAUGCUAGACAAUCAUACGAUAGUUUUAUUCAACAAUCAUAAUUUCUUACAUGGUCGAACCAAAAUUCAAGGCAUGGAUCGGUAUUUACUUCGCGUACGAUUUAAUUUAAAACAUGAAUGA
Rotaria sp. Silwood1 is the source of this 333-nucleotide messenger RNA. The record is from the annotation of a GenBank genome assembly. Lineage: Eukaryota; Metazoa; Rotifera; Eurotatoria; Philodinida; Philodinidae.